CUUCGGUGGCGUUAAUAAAAUAAAAUAAAAUAAAAUAAUCCUAUUCUGCCAUCGGACUCGCCCCAUUUCCUUUUCCGAUUCUCUCGCUCAAUUUCGCCAAUUUUCGCUGUUCGGCAGGAACAGAAAAAUCAGAUCUCUGUUUAGCUUCUCGAUUUGCUAUUCGUAAUCAAUUGAUUCUUGGUUUAGUAGGAAUUUGGUUGGAAUAUGGAUGGAGAAAUUCCCAACAUAAAGAGAUGGGUAGUGUUGUAUCCCAUCUAUAUUAAUUCAAAGAAAACAAUUGCUGAAGGAAGACGUAUAGGUGUUAGUAAAGCAUGUGAGAAUCCUACGUGUGCUGAGAUUGGGGAUUGCUGCAGUCAUCUCAAACUGCCUUUUGCCAUUGAGAUUGAUAAAGCAUAUCCUCGUGAUUUCAUGCAAAGAGGGAGAGUGCGGGUUCUGCUGAAGAAGGAGGAUGGAACUCUGUCUAAUCCAGCUAUUACUUCCAGAAAACAACUGAUGCUUCGUAUAGCCGAACUUGUUCCUAGACAUCCUGGGAGGACAAAGAAGCAGGAGCCUGCAUCAUCAUCAACGGCAGGACCUUCAAAAGGCAAGGGUGGAAGAAAGAAGAAAUAGUUACAUUAUGUAAUUGCAAGAACCAGAUUGAUAUCGACCAGGCAAGCGGUUUCGUUUUCAGGUCUUAUUUCUUAAUUCUCAACGACCUUUGACUAUUGAUGUCCUACCCUGCCCCCAUCUGAAACGAAAAACUAACACAGUGGUCUAGAAGUUUUUGUGUAGUGUCAUUGAUACUUUUUUCUUGAUGUUCGAUUCAUUGACUGAAAAAAAUAGUCACGAAAGGUAGUGGGGACUGGUAAUUAUUUUGAGUGUCAUGGAAUCUUACAUUUGGUGUAGUGUGGGUUUGUUUUGAACAAUUUUGUAAAAUAAUGGAUUAUGAAGUUUUACUGAGAUAAAGUUGCUGAUAGGAGUAAAUGAUGGUGGAUGAGAAUUAA
Messenger RNA from Benincasa hispida (wax gourd), 983 nucleotides. Its product is annotated as signal recognition particle 19 kDa protein, putative / SRP19. The record is from RefSeq and is a predicted model, not a curated record. Gene Ontology annotation, cellular component: signal recognition particle, endoplasmic reticulum targeting. Gene Ontology annotation, biological process: SRP-dependent cotranslational protein targeting to membrane; SRP-dependent cotranslational protein targeting to membrane, signal sequence recognition. Gene Ontology annotation, molecular function: 7S RNA binding. NCBI's taxonomy places the organism in Eukaryota, Viridiplantae, Streptophyta, Magnoliopsida, Cucurbitales, Cucurbitaceae.